AAACCACCUCGCCGGUCGCCAUGUCUGAGGACCUCUCCAGCAAGUACAUCCUGCAAACCGCGGGCUUUGAUGCUCGCUUUCCUAACACGAACCAGACGAGGCACUGCUUCCAAAACUACACUGACUACUUCAAAUGCAUUGCUGCAAAGGGCGAAGAGUUCGCGCCCUGCAAGCAGUUUAAGCGUGCAUACAACUCGCUCUGCCCCAAUGAGUGGAUUGCGAAGUGGGAUGAGCAGCGCGAGAAUGGCACUUUCCCCGCAUCUUUAGAACCCUGAGUGCCCUUUGCAUACACGUUCGCGGUGCAAAGGCUGUAGAGUCGGCCGUCAAACUGUCAUAAUGACUGCAAAAUGGCACAUAUUUUAC
Phanerochaete carnosa HHB-10118-sp is the source of this 363-nucleotide messenger RNA. RefSeq lists its product as uncharacterized. The transcript has 6 exons. Bases 21 to 275 code for a protein of 84 amino acids. The record is from RefSeq and is a predicted model, not a curated record. Gene Ontology annotation, cellular component: respiratory chain complex IV; mitochondrion. NCBI's taxonomy places the organism in Eukaryota, Fungi, Basidiomycota, Agaricomycetes, Polyporales, Phanerochaetaceae.